CAAAACGAAAAAAAGAAGAAGAACAGAGACAGAAGUCUCAGAACUCCAUGGAAGAAGAGCUUCACCAAGCAGCCCUCAAAGGCUCCGUACCAGCUCUCCUCCAUCUCCUCAAACAACACCCUCACAUCCUCCAAGACACCUCAUCUCUCUCCGACACCCCCUUACACAUCGCCGCCAUUCUCGGCCACUCCGCCUUCGCCGCCGAGUUACUCGCUCGCUGCCCCGAACUCGCCUCCCGGCUCAACCCCCGUGGCUCCUCCCCGCUCCACCUGGCCUCAGCAAAAGGGUGUUUGGAGAUAGUCAAAAGUAUUGUCCGGGUCAACGCUGAUCUGAGCUUGGUGUGGGAUCGUGAUGGGUCGAGUCCUCUGCAUCUUGGGGUGAUCAAGGGCCGGGUCGGGGUGGUGGCUGAGCUGGCCCGGGUUAGACCGGAGGCGGCUCGGGUGUUGACUCAGGGAGGGGAGAGUGGGUACCACUUGUGUGUGAAGCAUCAUAGGUUUGAGGUGUUGAAGGUUUUGGUGGGGUGUGUUGGGAAAGAUGAUGACUUUGUGAAUUAUAGGGAUGGGGAUGGUAACACUGUUCUGCAUGUGGCUGUGGCCAAGAAACAAUUGGAGGUGGUAAAUUACGUGCUGGAUAAUACAAAGAUUGAAGUAAAUGCCCAAAAUUCAAAUGGUUUCACUGCAUUGGAUGUCUUAUCGCAUAGUACUAGAGAUUUACGAGACUUGGAAAUCAAAGAAUCCCUUCAAUUCGCUGGAGCCCCAAAAAUCAUGAAGAAGACACCGACUGCUAUGUUUGAUCAAGAUCAAGAUACAGUGCAAGUUUCCUCCACAUCGCAGCCACUGAUGUCAAAGAGGAAGAGUUUAAGGCAACUAGUAUUUAAGCCAAAGCAGAAAGAAGUUGAUUGGUUGGGUAGGAAACGAAGUUCAUUAAUGGUUGUGGCAUCACUGAUUGCUACAGUGGCUUUUCAGUCUGCAAUAAACCCACCAGGCGGUGUUUGGCAGUCAGACUAUCUUGAAGACAGCAAUGGCAACCCUGUGGAUAAUCCACACCAUGCAGGCCAGUCAGUGAUGGCUGAUACACAACCAAAGCUGUAUGGACUUUUCAUGAUUUCCAAUACACUUGCUUUCCUUUCAUCACUGAGCAUAAUUCUACUACUUGUGAGUGGACUGCCUAUGAAACGGCGUAGAUGGUUGUGGGUUCAGAUGGUGAUCAUGUGGCUUGCAAUCACAGCGCUAACUGCUACAUAUUUUAUCGGACUGAUAUUUAUGACACCAGGACAGCAGAGGGGGGGCUAUCUGUAUCAUGUGACCCAAGUCUCUGUGCUUGUAUGGCUGGCACUGAUGGGGCUCGUGUUUAUCGGUAAUGUUCUCCGAGCAAUAGUAUGGCUACUAAGAAAGUUUGGAUGCAUGAAGCAGAAACCUGAAGAUGAUACGCUUUAUGAAGAAUAUGACAUUGAUGACCUUUAACCACAGAGAUAAAGCUACGAUGCCUGAGUCUAGAAAUGCUGGUUGUUGUGUUUCAAUGCAGGUAUCAUCUCCAAAUUCGGGCAUCCUAUUCUCAUUUUCCCCGAGAAAAAUCAGUUUUGGAAGAUGUUGAAGGCAUUUGAAAGGCGUCUAUUGCAAUUGUUUUUCUUGAACAUAGUUGCUUUUAGUGUGUUUAUAUACAUCCCUCUUGGAAAUCAUGUGUGAGAAUCUUAUAGCAGCUGGGUCGCUGCGAACUCUGAA
Argentina anserina (silverweed cinquefoil) is the source of this 1721-nucleotide messenger RNA. RefSeq names its product ankyrin repeat-containing protein BDA1-like. The transcript has 2 exons. Gene Ontology annotation, molecular function: protein binding. The record is from RefSeq and is a predicted model, not a curated record. NCBI's taxonomy places the organism in Eukaryota, Viridiplantae, Streptophyta, Magnoliopsida, Rosales, Rosaceae. Bases 48 to 1463 code for a protein of 471 amino acids.